AUGAUACGGUUCUUUCUAACCGCGUUUUGCAUCCUCAACUCUUUCGAACCCACCAACUCGGCUUUCAUCCCGCUUACCAAGAAGUUUUUGGACAAACUCAAAAACGAGACGCUCUAUAACAAAUUUGCGACACCGACACAGUAUGAUGAUGUGCCAACAAAUGUCACGCUUUCGAUGUUCAUUGAAGGAAUGAGCUCAUUUAGUGCUCAAACUAUGGAUUACCACCUGGACGUUUAUUUCCAAGAAGAAUGGUAUGAUCAUCGUCUGGCUCAUAAUAACACCGCUCCAAUUCUUGUCCGAGACCUGGAAGUUUUCAAAAUGAUGUGGCACCCGGAUGUUUAUUUUGCAAACGCUAGAUCGGCAGCUUUCCAGGACAUCACGGACGACAAUUUUCUUGUAUGGGUCUAUCCGAAUGGACGCGUUUGGUAUGACGCGAGAAUCUCGAUUGUCAGCUCUUGCAACAUGGAUCUUUGGAAAUAUCCACUGGAUUCUCAAGAGUGUGCGCUCCGGAUUCUCUCGUACGCCUAUCCAAUGACAGUUCUACGUUUGCUCUGGUCGGAAAAGGAAGACGUGCCUGCCAUCGAUCGUAAUCCGGAUAUCACCAUGCCGGAUAUGUCGCUGAAACACAUCCGAACCGGAUACUGCAACGGAACAUAUGCAACUGGCGAGUGGAGUUGCAUGACGGCGAUAUUCUACGUGGAACGGGAAAUGAUGCAUCACGUCAUGCAAACAUAUGUCCCGACCGCGUUGAUCGUCGUCAUUUCGUGGUUCAAUUUCUGGCUGGAAAUUGAUUCGGCACCGGCGAGAGUGUCGUUAAGUAUUACCACACUUUUGACGAUAUCAACGCAAGCUAAUGCGGUGAAGCUUGCAUUGCCAGAAGUCAGCUACAUGAAGGCUAUAGAUGUUUGGAUGGGAUCGUGCAUGGCGUUCGUGUUCGGAGUCAUGAUUGAAUUCACCAUCUGUCACUACGCCAAAACCUUGGAGAAGGAGAAAGACAGACAAGCUCGAGAAGCCGAACUCCGAGGAGGACCACCACUUGUCGUCGACACCCUAUCGACACUAUUUGGAGCCGUCCACGACAUUGACGAUUUGGUGCGGAAAGUGGCCACGCUUAACGAAGACGAGGAGCUUCGUGGAGACGGUGAGCAGCACAUUGCACUAAACAUGCUCAACCCUGAAGAGCCACGUUUGCGGUCGUUGCAUCCAACCACCAAUGAUAUUACGACAAACGGAACCAGAUACUUCAUGGGAGCUGAACGACUAAAGCGCAAGCGGUCCAAGACUUCGAUAACCCGACUUCGCCAACAGGUAGCCAGUAUGCGUCAUGCCACCGCCGAUGUUUCCCGUCGCGCGUUCAAAUGGACUCGUGCCGUUCGAAAACUCCACGGUCACCGCGUCGCUACAAAAAUCGACGAGCGAUGUCGUAUCGUGUUUCCGAUGGUGUUCAUCCUGUUCAACAUCGCCUACUGGAGCUUCUAUCUUGUAUUCAAUUGA
This is a messenger RNA of Caenorhabditis briggsae, 1494 nucleotides long. RefSeq names its product Protein CBR-LGC-40 (gene Cbr-lgc-40). NCBI's taxonomy places the organism in Eukaryota, Metazoa, Nematoda, Chromadorea, Rhabditida, Rhabditidae. Bases 1 to 1494 code for a protein of 497 amino acids. The transcript is spliced from 10 exons. The record is from RefSeq and is a predicted model, not a curated record. Gene Ontology annotation, cellular component: membrane; synapse; neuron projection. Gene Ontology annotation, biological process: chloride transmembrane transport; chemical synaptic transmission; nervous system process. Gene Ontology annotation, molecular function: chloride channel activity; neurotransmitter receptor activity; transmembrane signaling receptor activity.